AUGGGUGUCCGAGUUGCUGCUACCAUUGUUUGUGCAUUUACAGCCUUGCAGUGCGUCGCUGAAGGCUCUUCGUCGACUCCAGUAGCCGAUGGAGGGUUCACAACGGGUGCAUGGAAACCAUUGGAUUCAUCGAGGUACACGAUCAACUCGCCUUGCGAACGCCAGCAAUGGAGCUUCACGCAGGAAUCGGCCAGUGCGAUGUGGCUCCGCUUUUCAUCACUCAACCUCGCUUCAGGUUCUCACUUGAUCGUCUCACCGCUUAACGGGUCUCGAGCGAUAACGGUGUCAUCACCGUCCUCAGAUAUCACCACUACCCCGCUCCCCGGAAGCGGACUCAUCCUGCAGUUCGUGCCUCCUAGCAAAGGAUGUUCACCCGUCAGCAACUCGACCAUGGUCUUGGACUCGGUUGGGUAUUCAUAUUCAGAAUCUGAAGAAUCGACGGUCGAAAACGAGGAGAGAGCGAUAUGCGGCUCUGCUGAUACCAUGAAGAACAUGGUAUGCUAUUCAACGGGCAGUGACGAAGAUAAGACCAUGGUUGCCAAGGCCAAGGCUGUGAUGCGCACGCAGCGUACUCGGGACGACAACGCUAUUGUCACAUGCACAGCCUGGCUCUGGGGUAACCAGGGCCACAUCAUCUCGAACAAUCACUGCUUCUCGAGCCAGCAGAUGGUCGACGCUGCCAAGUUCGAGUUUGACGUUCAGACUACUGGCUGUAGCGACGACUGCGCGUUUGCUACUUGCCCCAUUGGCAAGACAUUGGUCGGCAAAGACAAUAUAAAGUUCAUCAAAUCCAACGCUACGCUCGACUACUCCGUGCUGCAGAUUACCAACGACGCUGCCUCGUACGUUAAAACCUACGGGUAUCUUCAGAUUCGUAACACCGCCCCGACUAAAGGUGAACAAAUCUACAUCCCUCAGCACCCGAAGGGAGGUGCAAAGAAGAUUGCUAAAACCCAAGACGAUGCUGAUUCCCAAGCUGCUCUCGUGCUCAAUCUUGACUACUCAAUCGCAGUGCAAGGAGUCACAUACAACCAUCUUAUCGCUUAUUCUGCUGAUACGGAAGUGGGGAGUUCGGGUGCUCCCGUAAUGUCACGCGGAGACAACUCGGUUGUUGGUCUGCACCGUAUUGGAGACUGUAACAACGCAGCUACUCCAUCGAACCAGCUACUUAGCGCUCUCGAAGCCAUAGUGUCUGGCAACGACGGCAUCAAGACUGCUUGA
This is a messenger RNA of Phytophthora nicotianae INRA-310, 1221 nucleotides long. RefSeq lists its product as hypothetical. The transcript has a single exon. Bases 1 to 1221 code for a protein of 406 amino acids. Lineage: Eukaryota; Oomycota; Peronosporomycetes; Peronosporales; Peronosporaceae. The record is from RefSeq and is a predicted model, not a curated record.